UUACCAUGUGUCACCAUGGACUUGAUUGUAUCUAUCAAUCAUGUGUCAUUACCAUGUGUCACCAUGGACUUGAUUGUAUCUAUCAAUCAUGUGUCAUUACCAUGUGUCACCAUGGACUUGAUUGUAUCUAUCAAUCAUGUGUCAUUACCAUGUGUCACCAUGGACUUGAUUGUAUCUAUCAAUCAUGUGUCAUUACCAUGUGUCACCAUGGACUUGAUUGUAUUUAUCAAUCAUGUGUCAUUACCAUGUGUCACCAUGGACUUGAUUGUAUCUAUCAAUCAUGUGUCAUUACCAUGUGUCACCAUGGACUUGAUUGUAUCUAUCAAUCAUGUGUCAUUACCAUGUGUCACCAUGGACUUGAUUGUAUCUAUCAAUCAUGUGUCAUUACCAUGUGUCACCAUGGACUUGAUUGUAUCUAUCAAUCAUGUGUCAUUACCAUGUGUCACCAUGGACUUGAUUGUAUCUAUCAAUCAUGUGUCAUUACCAUGUGUCACCAUGGACUUGAUUGUAUCUAUCAAUCAUGUGUCAUUACCAUGUGUCACCAUGGACUUGAUUGUAUUUAUCAAUCAUGUGUCAUUACCAUGUGUCACCAUGGACUUGAUUGUAUCUAUCAAUCAUGUGUCAUUACCAUGUGUCACCAUGGACUUGAUUGUAUUUAUCAAUCAUGUGUCAUUACCAUGUGUCACCAUGGACUUGAUUGUAUCUAUCAAUCAUGUGUCAUUACCAUGUGUCACCAUGGACUUGAUUGUAUUUAUCAAUCAUGUGUCAUUACCAUGUGUCACCAUGGACUUGAUUGUAUCUAUCAAUCAUGUGUCAUUACCAUGUGUCACCAUGGACUUGAUUGUAUUUAUCAAUCAUGUGUCAUUACCAUGUGUCACCAUGGACUUGAUUGUAUUUAUCAAUCAUGUGUCAUUACCAUGCGUCACCAUGGACUUGAUUGUAUCUAUCAAUCAUGUGUCAUUACCAUGCGUCACCAUGGACUUGAUUGUAUUUAUCAAUCAUGUGUCAUUACCAUGCGUCACCAUGGACUUCUUCACAGAGUCUGUAUCAUUUAUCAUGCGAAUUUAGGAGAGAAUGAAAACUUUGGACUGGGGUACAAGAUCUCUCGUCAAAAAUAUGUAUAAUAUUAGUAUAAUGCAGUGAAUGUGGCCGUGGUGUAUUAGUGACACUCUUAUGUAAGGCAUUACAUGGUUUAAGAUGUCAUUGUUGAAAAUGGAUAUGGUCAUAGAUUUUUGUUAUGGUUCAGGUUUUUGCUAAAUUAUUAUUUGUGAUAAUCAUUACAUUUCAUGUCAGAUCUAUGAAACAUGUCCUAAAGUUUUCAUUUGAUCAAAGCUUAGCCUCCCUAAAAUUGAUAAGAUCUGGGUUUUUUCCUAAAAAUAAAAUAGAAAUUUGAUAAUCUUAUGUUAGGAUUUAUUUCCUGAGGAGGUUCACAUGUUAAAUCAUACAAACCCUUGUGGUCAUCAUUGCAAUAAACGUGUCUGUGUUCAGUGUGAAGACUGUUAAAAACCUGACAACGCAACUGAUCACCUGUUCUGGAGCCUGCUGUAGAAUCAAGUUGUCAAAGGGUAUAACUGUUAUGUUGUUGCAUUUGAAUAAAAAAUACUGUACAAUA
Molecule: messenger RNA, 1612 nt
Organism: Mizuhopecten yessoensis (Yesso scallop)
Lineage: Eukaryota; Metazoa; Mollusca; Bivalvia; Pectinida; Pectinidae
Exons: 2
Coding region: 16-1068 (350 amino acids)
Source: RefSeq, a predicted model, not a curated record